UUCAGCUUGUUGUGAAAACAAAAAUGUCGCUUAUAAAAAACUUGGUAAAAGAAUCCGAACAUAAGCCAAAGAAAAAAAAGAAAGAUGCAGGAUCUGGAGAAAGUGAUUCCGAUGGCAAGGAUAAGCCUUUAAGGCCAUUCGUUAAAACCGCCACAGAUCUGCAGCGGCUGAAGCUGGAAAAACUGAUGAAAAAUCCUGAUAAACCGGUGCUUAUACCAGAGCAGCGUCGUGAAAGAGACUUUAUGUCCUCGGUGCCUACUUUUGUCCGGAAUGUUAUGGGAAGUAGCGCAGGAGCGGGUUCCGGCGAGUUCCAUGUGUAUCGCCACCUGCGCCGAAAAGAGUACGCCCGCCAGAAAAACAUUCAGAACCAGAGUUCCCGCGAGGCUGCAGAUGAAGCCUAUCAGCAGAAGUUGGACGACAAUCGUCGGACGGCUGAAGAAAAAACGGCCAAGAAAAGAGCCAAACGACUGAAGAAGAAGCAGAGGGCCAAAAAGCCAAGGGAAGGAAAGAAACCGCAGGCUAAGGAAGCCUCAGAGUCUAGCAAUACAGAUUCUGAAGAGGAAGAUACCCCAGGUGACAAAGAGAAAAAGCCAGACUUAACCCGCAAUGAGGGGCAAAAGGUGGAUGGGAGCAAGGAACAAUCUGAAAUAGCUGAGCAAAGUUUAACACUCGAUAGUAAAGAAGCUUCUGCAGAAACUGAAAACUUUGGAGAAGCGACUAACGAAUUAGAGACAGUGGACCAAGAACUAAAACAAAAAACUACAUAACCAAAAUCAGUCCUAAAUUCCUUUGUAAACGAAUUAAUGCAGUCUAGUUAGUAAUAAAACAAAGUUCAGUUUUA
Messenger RNA from Drosophila eugracilis, 841 nucleotides. RefSeq names its product PRKR-interacting protein 1 homolog. Gene Ontology annotation, biological process: negative regulation of protein kinase activity. The record is from RefSeq and is a predicted model, not a curated record. Gene Ontology annotation, molecular function: double-stranded RNA binding; protein kinase binding; protein kinase inhibitor activity. Lineage: Eukaryota; Metazoa; Arthropoda; Insecta; Diptera; Drosophilidae. Gene Ontology annotation, cellular component: nucleolus. The coding region runs from base 24 to 767 and encodes 247 amino acids. The transcript has 2 exons.